This is a messenger RNA of Diplodia corticola, 813 nucleotides long. RefSeq names its product lipopolysaccharide-induced transcription factor regulating tumor necrosis factor. The record is from RefSeq and is a predicted model, not a curated record. Gene Ontology annotation, molecular function: zinc ion binding. NCBI's taxonomy places the organism in Eukaryota, Fungi, Ascomycota, Dothideomycetes, Botryosphaeriales, Botryosphaeriaceae. The transcript has 2 exons. The coding region runs from base 1 to 813 and encodes 270 amino acids.
AUGGCCAUGGAUACCGCUGCCCCGCCAUACGAGGCCGAGAAGCCAAAGACACCGCCCGCGUCCGGCGAGGAGCCCAAGCCAAGCGUUGCGCCCGCUGAGCCAGCAGAAGAGAAAAUUCCCGUGGACGUGGUACCAGACCGGCCAGCCGCCGUGCCUGCGCCUUUGUCCGACGAGAAAAUGCCCGUCGAACCGCAGCUUGCGCCCUACCCCUCGUCGCCCGCCGUGUCUCCAGCCUCGUCGCCAUACCUCACCUCCGCCACCACUCCGCCGCCGCCACUGAGCGUCUUUUCUUCCCCAGACACUGACAGGCCGUCAUCAGUCGCCAUGAGCAACUACCCCAACGACCCUUCGCAGCAGCCUGCCGCACCCGUGUACCCCGACCACACCGGUUCUACCAGCCCCCACCAGCAAUACACCAUCCAGCCCGACCACGCCUACCAGCAGCCGCCCUACGACCAGAACCAGUACUACGCUCAGCAGCAACACCAGCAGCAGCCCCAGCAGCCGCCGCUGCAGCAUCAGCCCGCGGGCUCCCAGCAGUACCGCACCGCAACUCCUCUUGCCAACCUGGCCCGCUCCUCGGCACCCGUCGACUGCCCUGCCUGCGCCAACCGCGCCCUGACUGUGACAAACUACCAGACUGGCAACACCACUCACGCCUGGGCCUUCGGCGUCUGCAUCUGCCUCUGCCUCGGCUGCAUCCCCUACCUGAUCAGCGGCACCAAGGACGUCCAGCACAAGUGCGGCAAGUGCGGCGUCCUCCUCGCCACCUGGCACCGCUCCGGCGGCACCGAGGUGCACAUGCACGCAUAA